GACGAAUUUGACAUUUGGACUCUAUUUUGGACUGGAGUCUCGCGAGAAGCGCGAGAGCGCUGCGAGAGCGCGAGUGGCUGCGAGUGUCUUCAGCCAGAGACCAGAGAUCAGAUCACCAACCAACUGUCUUCCCAUCACCAUCUCACGCAGUUCUCCCUGAAGGCUUGGUCGCAAACAUGCCUACUAUUCACGUCCGCUCGCAUGCGGAGUUCACCAAAUACACAACAGGCCCAAAGUUAUGUGUCGUCGACUUCUUCGCCACGUGGUGCGGACCAUGCAAAGCCAUUGCGCCACGGUUUGAAAAGCUCUCCGACCAGUAUACGAAUGUUGUCUUCCUGAAAGUCGAUGUGGAUGAGCACCAGAGCAUUGCCCGCGAGUGCUCAGUCUCAGCCAUGCCCACCUUCCACCUGUACAAAUCCGGCAAAAAGCUCGAUGAAGUUGUCGGAGCAGACAUCGUCCGCGUUGAAAGGCUCGUGUCGCAGCACGCGUCCGGGUCCUCAGGGUUUCCGGCGUCUGGUGGGCGGGUACUAGGGACUGGUGCGCCUGUGAAGGGAGCAGCUGGAGGAGGUGCGGCUGCUGGAGAGGCAUUGGGUCCAAAUUAUGCGCUGUGGGGUGUGAUGGGUGCGGUGAUCUUCUGGUUGUGGUGGAACAAGAAUGAUCCAUCGCAGAACCUCAAGUAAGGGCCGAUGUUCGCCGUUCAGCUUCGCCAUCUGCGAGUUGCGACGGACGAGUCAUUUGGGAACCCCUCCGGAGGGAAUCAAAGGAGGUUGACCGCCUGGCCCUCGGGGUAAAAGAAACCCGGUGUAUUGAGAACCUGUGCUGGGUCUGGCUGCGACGAAAACCGACAUGGUUUGCAAUCGACAGAGAAAAGUCCAUCGAAAGAACGGCGGACUCCGUUCGUCCCCAGUAAUACAUUCAGUGCUCAUUUUCGUUAUGCCCCGCGCAGUCCGAGAGUUCGUGAAAUUAUACUCAAUGCACAUAUUCACAUCACAAC
Fimicolochytrium jonesii is the source of this 994-nucleotide messenger RNA. Its product is annotated as thioredoxin-domain-containing protein. Bases 177 to 680 code for a protein of 167 amino acids. The transcript has 3 exons. Lineage: Eukaryota; Fungi; Chytridiomycota; Chytridiomycetes; Spizellomycetales; Powellomycetaceae. The record is from RefSeq and is a predicted model, not a curated record.